AUGGCAUUCGGGGAGGUUGUAUGUGGUUCGCCUGGCAGCGGCAAGUCCACAUAUUGCUAUGGCAAGUACCAACUGUUCGGUGCUCUCAAUCGUCCCAUUGCUGUCGUCAAUUUGGAUCCUGCAAACGAGAACAUCCCAUAUCCAUGCGCAAUUGAUAUAUUUUCUCUCAUUACGCUCGAGGAUGCCAUGAAUGACCAGGGCCUUGGACCCAAUGGUGGCAUGCUAUAUUGCAUGGAAUACCUAGAAGCCAACUAUGACUGGCUAGAGGAGCGGCUGAAGGAACUGGGAAAGGACGCAUACGUGCUGUUUGAUCUUCCUGGACAGGUGGAACUGAGCACAAAUCACGACAGUGUGAAGAACAUCGUGCACAAGCUGACCAAGAGUGGCUUUCGGUUAGCUGCGGUCCAUCUGUGCGAUGCGCACUACGUGACCGAUGCAUCGAAGUACAUCUCAGUGCUCAUGUUAUCCCUGCGGGCAAUGCUUCAUCUCGAGUUGCCUCACAUUAACGUGUUGUCGAAGGUCGACCUGAUUAAACAGUACGGCGAUCUCGAUUUCAACCUGGAUUUUUACACAGAGGUACAAGAUCUAUCCUAUCUUGAGAAUUCCCUAUCAUCAUCCUCCCCGCGGUACACUGCCCUGAACAUGGCGAUAUGUUCGCUGAUCGAAGACUAUGGGCUCGUAGGCUUUGAAACUUUGGCGGUAGAGGAUAAAGAGUCCAUGCUGCAUCUCAUGCGUGUCAUCGACAAAGCCACAGGGUGUGUCUUCGUUCCAUCGGCAGGCGCCCAACAGCCUGAGGGCACAGUGGAAGCGACAGAUGCACCAUCAGCCCUGCGGCCUAAUGCAUACGCGCUUUUCACCACUGCUGCUGGACCUCCGCGCGGUCCACGGAGCGACGUGCGCGAUGUCCAGGAGAGAUGGGUGGAUGCUAGAGAGGAGUGGGAUGCGUGGGAGAAGGCACAGUGGAGACGAGAAGGACAGUUGGUACAGGAAGCGGCGAAGAAGAGUAAAAUAAGGGAGAGAAACCCCAAGGACAAAACAUAG
Molecule: messenger RNA, 1041 nt
Organism: Sparassis crispa
Lineage: Eukaryota; Fungi; Basidiomycota; Agaricomycetes; Polyporales; Sparassidaceae
Product: GPN-loop GTPase 2
Exons: 4
Coding region: 1-1041 (346 amino acids)
Cellular component (GO): cytoplasm
Molecular function (GO): GTPase activity
Source: RefSeq, a predicted model, not a curated record